UCCUGACUGUCGAUAGUUUGAUAUAUGUACCAGUGGGUCCGGCUUAUCUCCGAGUCGGAACAACACUUUCCGAGUCCACAAGUGGCAAACAUCCCAUUUAAGCCCACAUUUAACACUGCUUUGUCUUGAAUUCUUCAAUUCAUCAUUAAUCAACACACAAUGCAUAUUCUUGUCACCAACGAUGACGGGCCCCCAUGCCCCAAAUCAUCCCCAUUUGUGCACUCUCUCGUCAAAGCCUUCCAAUCCGCCGGCCACACCGUCUCCGUAAUUCUCCCCAGCGAGCAGCGAUCCUGGAUCGGAAAAGCUCACUUCAAGGACAAAACUCUCACUCCAACCAUCUACCGCCCAGAAAACAGCCAGGAUGAAUGGAUCCUCAUCGACUCCACCCCCGCCAGCUGCGCCCAAAUCGGUCUCCACCACUACUUCCAGGAAAAAGGACCGGUGGAUUUAGUCGUCUCGGGACCGAAUCUGGGACGAAACUCGACGGCGCUGUUUUCGCUUUCUUCUGGCACGAUCGGGGCUGCGAUGGAGGCGGCGUUAUGUCGGAAGCGGGCUAUUGCUGUGUCUUUUGCACAUGAUGAAUAUGGCGCUGGUGGACAUGAUUCUAAUGCGAUUGACGAGGCGUGUAGCCAUUCCGUUCGCUUGAUUCAGCAUUUGAAUGAUAUCUGGGCUAAAGAUGUGGAUGUUUAUACGGUCAACGUUCCAUUGAAGGUUGGUGUGAGCAAGCAGAGGAUCAAGUACACGCGAAUGUUACGGAAUCGGUGGAUAUCGGGGAGUGCGUUUGAUGUUGUUGAGCAAGAUGGAGAGAAGAAGUUUAAAUGGGCGCCUAGAUUGCAGGACCUUCGGAAGACGGCCAGCGAAAGUGGGCCGGGCAAUGAUGGAUGGGUUGUUGAUCAGGGAAUGACCAGUGUGACUCCACUGCAGGCGAAUUAUAUGUAUUUGGCACCUCCGCAGGACGAGGAUAUCAUCUUGCCUUGAUAAAUAGAAUAAUCUAUAACCAAUGUAAAU
Messenger RNA from Aspergillus wentii DTO 134E9, 1008 nucleotides. Its product is annotated as 5'/3'-nucleotidase SurE. Lineage: Eukaryota; Fungi; Ascomycota; Eurotiomycetes; Eurotiales; Aspergillaceae. Gene Ontology annotation, cellular component: P-body. The record is from RefSeq and is a predicted model, not a curated record. Gene Ontology annotation, molecular function: hydrolase activity. The transcript has 3 exons. The coding region runs from base 160 to 978 and encodes 272 amino acids.